UUUAUUUAUGUUGUAAGGAUUUUAAAUCAAACGUAUGAAGUGUUUUGUCACCGAUAUGAAGCGGCGAGCUAUGCGGAACCUUUAUUCCUCAUGGGUUGUUUCUUGGGGUACUUAUUUUGCAUGCCGGAACAACCCUGAAGAACAGCAAAGUUAGGUGGUCGUCAAUGUGGUGACAUUUCUAGUCGCACGUCACUAAUAUUACUUUUAUAAGAAGCGUAUUUCUGCGUGAAUAAUUGAACAUGUAUAACGCGUUUGUCUAGCGACACUUGGAUAAAUGUACAUGGAGGUUACAUGGCGCUCGCGUGUCAUUGACAGCCGGAAGUAGGCUAAUUAGCUUUUAGCAUAUAUAUGACGUCAUGAAAUGAUGCUGCUCAGCUAACAAGAGGAGGAGAAACAUUACAGAAACUUCCACAAAGUUAUUCCGUGAUGUUUCAUCUUUUCAAGGGGCUGCCGUCGUGUUUCCCUCCGGCACGUCUGACACUACUAUGGUUCUCACCAGCUGGACGAAGGGCGCCCGUUGUGUCCGGUCACAUCCGCUGUCGACGAGCUCUUCACCGGCUUCACCCCGGAACUACUCUCGCUCCACCAGCCCCCGCGGGCACGUUCCAGUUCGAACCCCGGUACCUGUUGCAUAGACCUCCAUGGAGGAGCCAGUUCCAUACCUCACCGCCCUUAGGGGCAUUGCCUACCCCACUUCUAUGGCUGGUGCUCAAACCUGUACAGAAGCUCAUGGCCAUGAUACUGGGCAGAAGUUUAAGGAAGUGGUGGGUGGCUCUCCCUGACAACCGCCGCAAUCUUUUCCGCCAGUGGGCUUGGCAGAGGCGAUGGCGGCUGUCGGCGGCAGUGGGCGUAGCGGCGGCGAUCGUGGCCCUCCUCCUCCUGACCCACCUGGACGAGUCGCCGGUGACGGGACGCACUCGCCUCCUUGUGUUCACCAGGGAGAACUACAUGGAGUUGGCGGCCAUCACGUCCUCAGCAUACAUGGAGGAGUUUGCUGAGCUCAUGCUUCCUGAGAGCGACGCCCGUCACCAGGUCGUGCAGCAGGUGGUCCAACACCUGGCUCAGAGGAACAGCGAUCUGGCGGAAAUGUCAGACGUCACCUGGAGCGUCCACGUGGUGCAAAGUCCCAACAUCAAUGCCUUCGUCCUUCCGAAUGGAAAAGUGUUCAUGUUUACCGGAAUGCUUGAAGCCGUGGCAGAUGUUCACCAGCUCACCAUCGUCUUAGGACACGAGAUGGCUCACGCCUUACUGGGACAUGCUGCAGAACAGGCCAGCCUGUCUCAUGUGGUGGACCUCCUAUCGGUGAUCCUGCUGACCGCCAUCUGGGCCGUGUGUCCUCGGGACAGCCUGGCGCUGCUGGGUCAGUGGGCGCAGGACAAACUCACACAGUUGAUGUUCAACCGUCCCUACAGCAGGAAGCUUGAGGCGGAGGCGGAUCAAGUGGGUCUGCAGUUGGCAGCCAAGGCGUGUGCAGAUGUGCGUGCGGGGCCCGUCUUCUGGCAGCAGAUGGAGAUCAGGGACCAGCUGAGCGGAGAACCCAGCCUGCCCGAGUGGCUGUCCACACAUCCGUCUCACAGGAACCGAGUGGCGCAACUGGACCUCCUUGUGCCCCAAGCUCUGGAGGUGAGGGAAACCUGCGUGUGUCCCGCCCUGCCGUCCACCGACCCUCGCGCCGUCUUCUCCAAGAGCGUCCACAGGCUGCUGGAGGACGCCAAAGCUCGAGAAAGAGCAAAUGUCACGGUGACGCCGUCGCACGGGCCAGCGGCCGCAGCAGCUCUGCUCGCCCAAACUCAACCGGUCCCUUCAGCCCGUGAGCCGGCGUCAGGUGACUCAAGGGGCCAGCGCUCCCCGAUGGCUGGAGAGGUAAUCACAGUGCAGCCCGCAGCUGUGUUAUUGGCUGACCUGCUUCAAAAUGCACAAGUGUUUUGCAGGACGUACAAUAUUUUACUGCUAAGACACAAAUUGCCGCGAGAUUUUUACGUCACUCUCCUCCUGUUGCCAUGGCGAACUUAAAAAGCCGCAGCAUUGGACGCCCAAAAGUGCAGCUCGCUUCAGAAUUGCACUUAGGGUACACGUGGUAAAACGUCCAUUUCUGAGCCACUCCACCAGCUAAAUUAAGAUUUUUUUGUACACUUUCUCAGAGUUUUCUUCAGACUUUAAUGUCAGAGCCACAUUAGCGCCUUUAAUAUCCAGCACAAACCAGUUUAAAAACCAUUUAAAUGCCCUGUAUAAAUAAUCUUUGAAGUCUUUGAAGUAUCACAUUUGCAUCACUCCAUCCAUCUAUUUUCUACCGCUUGUCCCUCUCGGGGUCGUGUCUCAUCAUAUUUGCACCUUUCCAUACCAUGUUCUUAUGUAUGUCAUAUUUGUAUCAUCAUAUUUGCACCAGCCCAUAUUAGUGUUGUCCCGAUAUCGGUACCAAAAUGUAUUUUGAUACUUUUCUAAAUAAAGGGGA
Nerophis lumbriciformis (worm pipefish) is the source of this 2452-nucleotide messenger RNA. Lineage: Eukaryota; Metazoa; Chordata; Actinopteri; Syngnathiformes; Syngnathidae. The record is from RefSeq and is a predicted model, not a curated record.